AAUGGCGGUAGCAGGGUGCAAGGUGUAUAUUCUAGCCCGUUGCUGCUACCCCUGCUGUUGCCCCUGCUGCUGCUCCUGCCGCCGCCCCCUGUACCGCAUGCCCCCCUGCUCCCUCCCCCCGCCCCAGCUGCUGGGAGGGUAUGGCCGCCAUGCGCCCCCGCUCCUGGGCGUACGACAUGUGGGGUGUGGGGGUGGUGUGGCUGCAGCUGCUGAUGGCGACUCCGCAGGUGUGGCAGCUGCCCGCCGCCACCACCGCGCUGCUGUCCACCCGACUGGCGCUGCGGGGGCGACCCGAGGCGGAGCAGCACCCGGUGUUCCUGCUGAGGGGGCUUAUGGAGUGGUGCAUCUACCCGCCGCAGGCCCCCACCACCUCGUCAGCCCCCUCUCAUCCCGCCACGGGUCCCCUCACCGGCGUUGGCAGACCCCAGCGCUCGCACGCUGCACCCCAGGGGCGGCAGCAACGGGAGGGGCAGCAUCAACCGGAGGGGCAGCAGCAGGGGCACCGGGAGCAGCAACAGCGGCGGACACAUGAGGAAGAACAACAGCGGCGGACACAGGAGGAGCAGCAACGGAAGCACCCACAAGCCUCCUCCCCCACCUCCACCUCCUCCCCCACCUCCACCUCCUCCCCCACCUCCACCUCCUCCGCCUCCUCCUCCACACCGCUCAUGUCUUGGAGCUGCACGGAGGAGGCCCUGCUGCGCCUGGCCAGGAGCAGGGACCCCACGGGUGAGAUGCGAGCACCUACCUACCUGGGGGGGGAGAAUAUCCAAUGUGUGGCGUGAUGAUAGUGGUAAACUAGCUGACAAGCCCUGAUGGAAAAUCCGUGAGUCGAGCCGAACUGGUGACUGAAGCGUUGCGAGCUAAACUUACCAAACUUACCAAUUACGGAGCAACCUUCCCAUAGUCGUGGGCGUGCGUGGACGCGGCUGAAGGUGAGCUGGAGACCCACCGCGCCGUCGGGCACAAACAAACAACAGGAACAGCACAAGACGAGCACGUAAUACAGUGACCGACACAAGAGAAGACACGUACCUGCGUGCACCGGAUAUGUGCACCAUGAUAAUGUCCAGGGGGGGAGGGGGGUACGACAGCACUAGGCAACAAGUGCAGGCAAGAAAGAGCUGUCCGCUGUCGCUGCCGCCGCUAUCCGAUGCCUCGCCCUUACACCGCUAUGCCUGCCUGAUUACCGG
Astrephomene gubernaculifera is the source of this 1193-nucleotide messenger RNA. NCBI's taxonomy places the organism in Eukaryota, Viridiplantae, Chlorophyta, Chlorophyceae, Chlamydomonadales, Astrephomenaceae. The record is from the annotation of a GenBank genome assembly.